CGGUCUGGAGGCUUAGGCGGCGGUGCUGGGACCGCGAAUUUGCCGCUAGACGCGCGAUCAUUGGAGCUGAUCUCUGAGCUUCCGCUUGUGGCUUGCGGGGAAGGAUGGAGCGGCACCGGCAGCGCCUGCAUCACUUGGCGCACGGCUCCUCGGCCGGGGCCCCCUACCCCUCUUCCGCCUCGCUCCGCGGCUGCAGGGAUGGCAAAGUGCCGCGCCGGAAGGACGCCCAGCACCGUCCGCCGCCUGGCGGAUCCGAGGAGCCUGGGGAGAAACGCCCCAAGUUCCAUUUAAAUAUUAAGACACUGACGGAUGAUAUGUUGGACAAAUUUGCCAGCAUACGAAUUCCCGGGAGCAAAAAAGAGAGACCGCCGCUCUCCAACCUGAAGACUGCGUUUACAAGUAACGAUUGCUCAUCAGCAUCUUCAGAGAUGAUGGAAAACAACCCAAAGCCACUUUCAGAGAAUGAAGUCUUGGAACUUUUUGAAAAGAUGAUGGAAGAUAUGAAUUUAAAUGAAGAUAAAAAGGCACCAUUGCGGGAAAAGGACUUCAGUAUCAAAAAAGAAAUGGUGAUGCAGUACAUUAAUACUGCUUCUAAGACAGGAAGUCUUAAGAGUAGCCGACAGAUCGCCCCUCAGGAAUUCAUCCAUGAACUGAAAAUGGCAUCUGCAGAUGAGAAACUUGUCACAUGCUUGGAGUCCCUCCGUGUAUCUUUGACCAGUAACCCUGUCAGUUGGGUGCAAAGCUUUGGAUGUGAGGGACUUGGGUUAUUACUGGACAUUUUGGAAAGACUGAUUAAUGGCAAAAUCCAAGAAAAAGUUGUAAAGAAGAAUCAGCACAAAGUCAUACAGUGUCUAAAGGCCUUGAUGAAUACACAGUAUGGCUUGGAAAGAAUUAUGAGUGAAGAGAGGAGUCUUACUUUAUUGGCCAAAGCUAUUGAUCCUGAGCAUCCCGUUAUGAUGACAGAUGUGGUUAAACUACUCUCCGCAAUAUGCAUUGUAGGGGAGGAAAGCAUCCUUGAAGAAGUUUUGGAAGCUUUAACAUCAUCUGGAGAAGAAAGAAAAAUUGACAGGUUUUCUUCUAUUGUGGAAGGUCUUCGACACAAUUCAAUUCAACUACAAGUAGCUUGUAUGCAGCUCAUCAAUGCUCUUGUUACAUCUCCUGAUGAUUUGGACUUGAGACUUCACAUCAGAAAUGAAUUUAUGCGUUGUGGAUUAAAAGAGAUAUUUCCAAAUUUAAAACGUAUUAAGAAUGAUGGCCUGGAUAUCCAACUUAAAGUCUUUGAUGAGCAUAAAGAAGAAGAUUUGAUCGAGUUCUCCCAUCGCCUUGAAGAUAUUAAAGCUGAAUUUGAUGAAGCAUAUGAUGUUUACAACAUGGUGUGGAAUAUGGUUAAGGAAACUAGAGCAGAGGGAUAUUUCAUUUCUAUUCUUCAGCAUCUUUUGCUGAUUAGAAAUGAUGAUUUUAUAAGACAUCAAUACUUCAAAUUAAUUGAUGAGUGUGUAUCCCAGAUAGUAUUGCAUAGAGAUGGAAUGGAUCCAGACUUCACAUAUCGAAAAAGACUAGAUUUAGAUUUAAGUCAGUUUGUAGAUGUUUGCAUAGAUCAAGCAAAACUAGAAGAAUUUGAAGAGAAAGAAUCAGAACUUUACAAGAAAUUUGAAAAAGAGUUUACUGACCACCAAGAUACUCAGGCUCAAUUGCAGAAAAAAGAGGCAAAGAUUAAUGAGCUUCAAGCAGAAUUACAAGCUUUUAAAUCUCAGUUUGGUGCCUUGCCAGCUGAUGCAAGUACCUCUUUAAUCCAGUCAAAAGAAGAUGGGACUGGCCACCCAGGACUCCCUCCUCCUCCCCCACUUUCCUCUUGUGGAGGGUUGCCGCCUCCACCACCACCUCCCCCUCCCCCUCCACUUCCAGGAAUGCCAAUGCCAUUCGGUGGCCCCGUGCCUCCACCACCCCCCCUUGGAUUUCUCGGUGGACAAAACUCUCCCCCUCCACCAAUAUUGCCAUUUGGGUUGAAACCAAAGAAAGAAUUUAAACCAGAAACCAGCAUGAGAAGAUUGAAUUGGUUAAAGAUCAGACCUCAGGAAAUGACUGAAAACUGUUUCUGGAUAAAAGUAAAUGAAAAUAAGUAUGAAAAUGUGGAUUUGCUUUGUAAACUUGAGAAUACAUUUUGUUGCCAACAAAAAGAGAGAAGAGAAGAGGAAGGUUUUGAAGAGAAAAAAGCAAUUAAGAAAAAAAUUAAAGAACUUAAAUUUCUAGAUUCUAAAGUUGCUCAGAACCUUUCAAUCUUCCUGAGCUCUUUUCGGGUGCCAUAUGAGGAAAUCAAAAUGAUGAUAUUGGAAGUCAAUGAAACACAGUUGGCAGAGUCUAUGAUUCAGAACUUAAUAAAGCAUCUUCCUGAUCAAGAGCAAUUGAAUUCGUUAUCUCAGUUCAAGAGUGACUAUAGCAACUUAUGUGAACCUGAGCAGUUUGCUGUAGUGAUGAGCAAUGUGAAGAGACUACGGCCACGGCUCAGUGCUAUCCUCUUUAAGCUUCAGUUUGAAGAGCAGGUGAAUAACAUCAAACCUGACAUCAUGGCUGUCAGCACUGCCUGUGAAGAGAUAAAGAAGAGCAAAAGCUUUAGCAAGUUGCUGGAACUUGUAUUGCUAAUGGGAAACUACAUGAAUGCCGGCUCCCGGAAUGCUCAAACCUUUGGAUAUAACCUUAGCUCUCUCUGUAAACUGAAGGACACAAAAUCAGCAGAUCAGAAAACAACACUACUUCAUUUUCUGGUGGAAAUAUGUGAGGAAAAGUACCCGGAUAUCCUGAAUUUUGUGGAUGAUUUGGAACAUUUAGACAAAGCUAGUAAAGUCUCUGUAGAAAUGCUGGAAAAGAAUUUGAAGCAGAUGGGAAGGCAGCUUCAACAGCUUGAGAAAGAUUUGGAAACCUUUCCCCCUCCUGAGGACUCACAUGACAAGUUUGUGACAAAGAUGUCCAGCUUUGUUAUCAGUGCAAAAGAGCAAUAUGAGAAACUUUCCAAAUUACACGAGAACAUGGAAAAUUUAUACCAGAGUAUAAUGGAAUACUAUGCUAUUGAUGUGAAGAAGGUGUCCGUGGAAGACUUUUUGACCGACUUGAAUAACUUCAGAACCACAUUCAUGCAAGCAAUAAAGGAGAACAUCAAAAGAAAAGAAGCAGAGGAAAAAGAAAAACGUGCCAGAAUAGCCAAAGAGUUAGCAGAGAAAGAAAGACGUGAACGCCAGCAAAAGAAAAAGCGCUUAUUAGAAAUGAAGACUGAGGGUGAUGAGACAGGAGUGAUGGAUAGUCUGCUGGAGGCCCUGCAAUCGGGGGCUGCCUUCCGCGACCGAAGAAAAAGGACACCGAAGCCGAAAGAUAUUCGGCAGAGUCUCAGUCCGAUCUCUCAGAGGCCUGUUCUGAAAGUUUGUAACCAUGAAAAUCAGCAAGUGCAGUUGACAGAAGGGUCACAUUCACACUACAAUAUCAAUUGCAACUCAACAAGGACUGCAGUCGCCAAGGAGCUUAAUUAUAAUCUAGACACUCAUCCAUCUACAGGGAGGAUCAAGGCAGUUGAGAAGAAGGAAGCCUGUAAUGUAGAAAGCAACAGAAAAAAGGAAAUGGAACUUCUUGGCACUGUUUCUAAAAACGAAUCCAUUCCCGAAGUUGAAGCCCUGCUGGCAAGAUUACGAGCUUUAUAA
Molecule: messenger RNA, 3686 nt
Organism: Trichechus manatus latirostris (Florida manatee)
Lineage: Eukaryota; Metazoa; Chordata; Mammalia; Sirenia; Trichechidae
Gene: DIAPH3
Product: diaphanous related formin 3
Exons: 28
Coding region: 105-3686 (1193 amino acids)
Biological process (GO): actin cytoskeleton organization; actin filament polymerization
Cellular component (GO): actin filament
Molecular function (GO): actin binding; small GTPase binding
Source: RefSeq, a predicted model, not a curated record